AUGGAGCACCAACCAGAGCAAGAGUCGGAGCAUCAGCCAGAUUACGACCCAGAGCACCGGUCCGAGCAAAGCCAACAAGCAGACGCGAGAUACUCGGCUCAACCCCCGACUGCUGAGGAUAUUCUGGAAGCAGCCAAGUCUACCGACAGGGACCAACUGCUCCGGCUAUUGGACCAUAAUGGCGCAGAUAUCAACAUCAAGAGUCAAGAUGGGCUGACCGCGCUACAUCUUGCCAUCUUGUCGCGCGACCUAGUCGCCAUGGAGACGUUACUGGAGGUUGGCUCUGAUAUCGAAGCUCAAGCACCGGGCGAGACUUGGCCUCUUCUCAUGGCAACCAAGUCAGGUGAUGUAGACAUGGUGACUACUUUGCUCAAACACAGUGGAAACCUUGCUCCCAAUUAUCUGGGAAUACAGUCGCUGAGCAGAGCUAUUUUGGAUGGGGAUAUCGAACUUGCUCGCAUACUCAUAGACUAUGGCACAGAGACAUAUGGGGAAGAAUUUGAUUUGAACGAACUUCUCUCCGACGCUGUUCUCACUACCCCUAGCCGUGUAGGCACCAUCAAGCUACUCCUCGAUCGUGGAGCUGACCCCGAUUGGUUCUACAACAACUUCGCAACAGUGUUGCACUCUGCUUCAGCCAAGGGUGACCUAGGGACAAUGAAGACGCUAUUAGAUGCAGGAGGCAAGGUAGAUAUACGCGAUUUCAAUGGAGCGACUCCCUUAUUUGAGACGGUGGCUUUGGAUGACCUGGCACCCGCAAGACUGCUAUUGCAGCAUGGCGCAAAUACCCACAUCUGGAACUCAGACGGCAAAUCAGUUAUCGACUUGGCUGAGUCUCACCCCGAAAUGCUAGAGCUCUUGCAGACCGAUACCGUCUUUCAGGGACCGAGGAUGAAACCAAACAUGAACGAGCAGCCCGAGGAGUCAUUUACUAUGCUCCGGCCAGCUCUUCCACCAACUUGGGGAGAAAGAGCCAAGUUAGUCGCGUGCCAUGGAUUUGAUGCUACCAUUGUCGACUUCUUCACAGGAGGUGAGCGUGAACAGAUGAUUCCAAAGAGAGCUUCUGUGCAUGAGCUUCUAUAUAGCCAUGGGCCCGAGGCUAUUCGAAGCCAGUUAGAUGGUAGACGACCCGAUUUCACUUGGUAUCAUCUACCAAGCAAUAAUACCCUUAUCAGACGUCUUGCAGCAGAGAAAGGCACAAUAUCCAAAGAGAUGUACGAGGAUACAAAGGAAGAACUUGAGCUACCACAUUCCGAAAACCAGAAAUCAAGACCAUCAGCGGGGCCGCUGUCGACACUUAGACCACAGUGUCGCCGAGUUCUCAGUCAUAUAGUCACCUCGCCUGAAAAUGGAAGCGACGAUUGCAUUGUUUCGUUUGUUCCUUUUCUGCACGCCGAAACUUAUGGAGGAUAUGAGCGUAUGGCGAAAGCUAUGAAAAGAACUUGGAAACGGAAUAGGGAUCGUUUUGUCAUUAGACUGGGAGCAGGGCAUCGGCAAGGGCCUUCAAUUGAGAACCCAACAUCCCCUCCUACGAGGAUGGGCCUUUUGGGUCAUGCAAGAUCUGGCUGGAUGGAACAACUGAAGGAAAUGCUGACCGGGCGCCCAGCGAAUCUCCGCCCACACACAGAAUCUAGUGGGACAGUUUCAAACGGACAAAACGUAUCAGGGGGGCCCGAAAUGAACAGGUCCACGGCUAACGUACGAAUCACUGAAGACGGGAAUGAAGAACGUGGAGUAUCGGAAAAUGCUGUAUACCCUCCAGGUUCUCCGGCAAAGAUCUCAAACGAGGUGAAUCGAGAACUGGUCAACUCAUUUCAAGAUGAGAGACUUUCGAUCCCUUCCAAUGAUAAGGGAUCAGACAAGGCUGCUUCUCAGAUCCCCAAGUCACUAACCCGCGAGACUAACAAGCCAGCUACCCCGAAAUCUCAGGAAAUUUUAGAUGACAAUGGAAAAACCUCGAGAUCAAACAAAAGCGUUCCUGCAAUGGAACCAGGUCAAAUGUCCUCAAUGGCCAAUCGGCAAUUGGAUGCAGCUGGAACUAGAAAGACGGAAAAAGAGAGGAUCCCCCCUCCAACCAAGAAUUUGAAUGAGCAUCUAAUCAAAGGAUAUUAUAAGCCCGGAACGCUGGGAGUUCAGCCUCGGCGCACCCUGGAUCAGUAUGUCUACGCUGACAGGGAGACUCUGGCACACCGCGAUGAUGACCAAGUGGUGUAUCGAUAUACGAAAGAGCAUCCUUCAGUAGGCCCCCCCAGAAUUUUCAUGGUGGACCAACUGUGGCUCUGGAUACUUGGAAAAGGUGCGCUAUGA
This is a messenger RNA of Clonostachys byssicola, 2307 nucleotides long. Lineage: Eukaryota; Fungi; Ascomycota; Sordariomycetes; Hypocreales; Bionectriaceae. The record is from the annotation of a GenBank genome assembly.